AUGGCGCAAACGACAAUGCGAGCGCUGACAGCGAACGGCACAACCAAUAAUCUGCAGAACAAGCGGCUGCAACAAGAACAACAACCACAACAAGUGAAACGAGGCUCACGCGAUUUCAGCUACAUAUUUCUACCCUCACCACAUACACUACGCACACCUGCCACCAGUCAAACACAUCAAUUAAAAUAUCACUACCAUUUUGAAUGCCUGCAAAUGUGCGCAACCACAACAACAAUUACAGCAACACCACGAACGCAUGGCAGCAACUCUAGCGGCGACCGCAACGCAUGCCAAACCAUCGAUAUACGCAAGUUGGCAGCGACAGCCGCGCAAUUAGAGGCCGCCAGUAAUGGGCAGCGCAGCAGUGUCGUGGGAACAACCGAAGCAACAACAACAGCAGCAGCAGCGUCGACGUCGGUGGGAGCGACGCACACAGCUACAGCACAAAAUUGCAAGAACAACAGCAACAGCAUACACAGAAGUGGCAGUAAGGGCAGCAACAGCAGUGGCGGCUAUGCAGCAGCAACACGAUCAAGGUUAAGAGCAGCAGAGGACAACACCAAAGCAACAAAAACACCAAAUAAUUUAGCAGCAACAGCCAGCGAUAAUAAGCAAACCACAGCAACACUACUUAAAAUGCAUUCCAACGCGACGCCGAACACGGAGCACGCAAACGCCGGCAGCAGCAGCAACAAUGCCAAUACCGGCGGCGCAGUGGUGCUCAAUAUUGGCAACGCCGCGGAGUCGCUACAGCGCCAUGGCAGCGCGCGCAGCAAAUGCAGUACGGGCAGUGGCGGUGGCCAAGCGCGCGUCACACGUGGCAGUGGGAGCGCACGCAGCCGCAGCAGUAAGCAGAGAAAAACUAGUUCCUCAAGUGCCAAGGGUGCUGACGGUGACAGCACAACAAAAACUACUACAACAACUAGCAAAAAUCCUACUAACAAUAAGUUAAGCGCCGGCAAUGCCGAGCGCGGCACGCCGCCGCCACCAUAUACAAGUCAGGCGCCCGCGAACGCGCGCAACUCGGUGCAACGCACGAGUAGCAAGCGCAGCACAAGCAAAGCGGCUAAUCAACAGCAACAGCAGCAUCAUUCACAAAAUGGUGGCGCAUCUACACGCGCGGCGCCGCAAAAUCGUGACGCGCGCCAAUCGCAAUCGUCAUCGUCGCGCGAGCAUUCACGUUCACGUUCGCGCUCGCGUUCACAACAGCGCAGUGAUGAAGAGCGCGACGCAGCAGCAGUGAGCGCCGCGGCCAGGCAACGUCGGCGCCAUGGCAGUCGAAAUUCGUUGGCGAGCGUGGAGCGUAGCAAGAAGCGCGUUGACGAGGAGGCAGACGAUGAUUCCUAUACGUCAUCGUCCGGCGUGAGCUGCAAUGGUUCGUGCAGUUCGGAUGAUGGCGACUCGAAUAGCACAACGUCGAGCGGUGAGCCGAAUUUACCAUAUCCGGGCUUUCCGGAGAUAUCUUUCCUCAUAUUGUCGCAGGACUCGAGGCUACGCAACUGGUGCUUGCGACUCAUCACCAAUCCAUGGUUCGAGCGCGUCUCCAUACUGGUGAUACUCUUCAACUGCGUCACACUGGGCAUGUAUCAGCCGUGCGAGGACGAGAAGUGCGUCAAGCUGCGCUGUCGUGUACUGCAGAUAUUUGACGACAUCAUUUUCGUUUUCUUCGCCAUCGAAAUGCUAAUCAAAACGAUAGCGAUGGGUUUGCAUGGAAAAAACACCUAUAUGGCUGAUUCUUGGAAUCGACUGGAUUUCUUUAUAGUUGUUGCUGGUCUCUUGGAAUACGUAACGAAUGUGGAAAAUCUCAACUUGACGGCGAUACGAACGAUAAGAGUGUUGCGUCCAUUGCGGGCAAUUAAUCGCAUACCAAGUAUGCGCAUUUUGGUCAUGUUGCUGCUGGACACGCUGCCUAUGCUCGGCAAUGUGCUGCUGCUCUGUUUCUUCGUCUUCUUCAUUUUCGGCAUUAUUGGCGUGCAACUGUGGCGGGGCAUAUUGCGUCAGCGUUGUUGGGUUCCGGAAAUGCCAGUUAUACCAUUUCCUGUCUCUCACUACUACGAAUUCUCCAAGGAGCAGGACUACAUUUGCUCGAAGCCCGAGGACUCUGGCAUGCAUUUAUGCGCCAAUUUGCCACCCUAUCGUGUCGGCGACAUGAUUUGCACGGAACCUGCAUCCAAAUUUAGUGACAAUCUACCGACAAAUACCUCUUGCGUCAAUUGGAAUCAAUAUUAUACGGAUUGUCGUCGGGUUGGUCAAAAUCCAUUUCAGGGGACAAUAUCAUUUGAUAAUAUUGGCAUGGCGUGGGUGGCGAUAUUUUUGGUCAUUUCACUCGAAGGCUGGACAGAUAUAAUGUAUUACGUACAAGACGCUGAUAGCUUUUGGGAUUGGAUAUAUUUCGUGCUGUUGAUUGUGAUUGGUUCCUUCUUCAUGAUCAACCUCUGCCUUGUCGUUAUUGCUACACAAUUUUCGGAGACGAAAAAACGCGAAAUGGAGCGCAUGCGACAGGAGCGUGCACGCUACACAUCCACCUCAACACUGGCGUCCAGCACCAACAACUCAGAGCCGGCCACCUGCUAUGCGGAGAUUGUCAAAUACAUAGCGCAUCUUUGGCGGCGUUUCAAGCGACGCAUGUUAAAGAAAUACCAAAAACAACAACGCAACGAAGGUUUGCUGCCGAACGCCGACAAUUUGACAUUCUCGCCAUCGCGCAUCAAAUGCCACCACCCGAAGUGCCCCAAGUAUGGCAAUCGCAAGCCGUCGAGUAUACAGGAUCAAAUGAUCACCGUCAUGGUGCCGCUGAAUUCCAACAAUAAUAAUGUAAGCAACAGCAGCAACAACAACAAUAAUGGUGGCGGAGGCAGUGCUGCUGCUGUGGCUAAUGGCACGCGCACGACAGCAGCCACAACAGCGGCGACGGCGGCGUCUUCUACACUGGCGCUGCCAAUGAGUGGCACAACGACAACGCUAAUAAAUGGCACUGCCAACACGGGUUUACCGCAUAGCAUCAAUAAUAACAAUAUAAGUGUGGUCGGCCAGCAACAACAACAGCAACAAGCACAGUCGUCGCAGCAACAGCAACAACAUUCCUCUUCGGAGAAUUCUGUGCAAUCAUUGGAGCAUACAGCACGCAAUUCCAACCUGAAGAAGUCUUCAAAUCACUUGACACCGGAUGUGCCGGCGGGACAGCAGAAAACGAUUUUGCUGAAAUUUCCUUCCAAUGGUGAUUCGGAGCAAUUAAUUCUGCAGUUGGGAAACUUGGGCAAGAGCAAUCCGUGCACCUCGGGCUUCCUCAGUCCACCCACAUCGGCUAGCCGUCGUCCGUCGGUGAUGUUCAACGAAUAUGUGCUGCUGCAUACACCGCCUGCAAUUAGCGAACCGUUAACUAUACCAAGCACAACAACAACAAAUGUGGCAGAGAAGAGCGGUACCGUGUGCUCGUCGGAGAAAAUGACGCAGGCUGGUGAUGGCAGCAUAUGGCAGGUUAAUCUCCCCCAAACGAUCAAUAGCGGCGGCAGCACCAUCGCCAAUCCGUACGCCGAUUGCUCCGAACUCGGUAUACACGACGCGAUGACAUGUCAAGAGCUUUUAGCAUUUUCUGUGGCCUUUUCAGCGGCCCUACCCACCGGCCAGAGUACGUUGGAAUCGUUUUACACCUCAUUGGCGCGCUGUGAUCCACAUACCGCUGAGGCGCUGAAAAACCAACACAACCGCCAGCAGUCACAAUUAAUAAAACAGCAACAACAACAGUCAAAUUCAAAAGUGAUAAGCGAACGCAAGCGUUUGGACAACAACAGCAGCGCAGGCAACAACACCGCCAACACAACAACCGGCAACUACAUCGAAGACUACUCGUGUUGCUAUGAUUUAUACCAGAAUGCGCUGUCACCGCUGGGCGAUAAGAAGCAGCACUCGAAGCCGAUCAAAAUUGUGAUCAGCAUUUAUCGCUGUCUGAUGCGCGUUUGCGGUGUGAUGCGUCGCUACAUAAAGUUGCUGGUGGAGCAUAAGUACUUUCAGCAAGGCAUACUGUUGGCCAUUCUCAUUAACACACUCUCCAUGGGUAUUGAGUACCAUAAGCAGCCCGACUAUUUGACCGCCAUUGUGGAGAAGAGUAAUAUCGUUUUCUCGGCGAUAUUCGCUGUGGAGAUGUUGCUUAAGGUGGUGGCGGAAGGUUCAUUUCGUUAUAUAGCGAAUGGUUUCAAUGUGUUCGACGGCAUUAUUGUGAUACUCAGCGUCAUUGAGAUUUUUCAACAAUUCCACAGUGGCAAUGGCAGUAGUGGUGGUGGCUCUGGCCUCUCCGUGCUGCGCACAUUCCGCCUACUGCGCAUACUCAAGCUGGUGCGUUUCAUGCCCAAUUUGCGGCGUCAAUUAUUUGUUAUGCUGCGCACAAUGGACAAUGUAGCGGUAUUCUUUUCACUGCUCGUACUCUUCAUUUUCAUAUUCAG
This is a messenger RNA of Bactrocera latifrons, 4439 nucleotides long. Its product is annotated as voltage-dependent T-type calcium channel subunit alpha-1G-like. Gene Ontology annotation, biological process: calcium ion transmembrane transport; membrane depolarization during action potential; sodium ion transmembrane transport. Gene Ontology annotation, cellular component: neuron projection; voltage-gated sodium channel complex; voltage-gated calcium channel complex. Lineage: Eukaryota; Metazoa; Arthropoda; Insecta; Diptera; Tephritidae. The record is from RefSeq and is a predicted model, not a curated record. The annotation marks the transcript as partial. The transcript is spliced from 17 exons. Gene Ontology annotation, molecular function: voltage-gated sodium channel activity; low voltage-gated calcium channel activity.